ACUAUUUACAAACAGUCGUCGCCAUUUUCCAUCGCUGCUCGGUGGCUCGGAGUCGCAGCUCGGUGCGCGUAGAUUUAUACCUCUCGCGUCGUGUUUCGCUUGUAUUGAGGCGCCAUGAAGUUUCUGUACAAGGAGGAGCACCCGUUCGAGAAGAGGCGGUCCGAGGGUGACAAGAUUCGCAGGAAGUAUCCUGACCGAGUCCCCGUGAUAGUGGAGAAGGCUCCUAAGGCACGCAUUGGCGACCUGGACAAGAAAAAGUACCUGGUUCCCUCGGACUUGACGGUGGGCCAGUUCUACUUCCUGAUCCGCAAGCGGAUCCACCUGCGGCCAGAGGAUGCGCUCUUCUUCAUUGUCAACAAUGUCAUUCCCCCCACCAGUGCCACCAUGGGCUCCCUUUACCAGGAACACCAUGAGGAGGACUUCUUCCUAUACAUAGCGUACAGUGAUGAAGAUGUCUAUGGUGUCUGAGACCCCGAGAGCUGCUUUAUUUUUAACAAAAUUCUUUUAUAUGUAAUAAAAAGGAACGGCAGGAAGGAAGAUUAAGAUGGAUGCCAAGAACCUGAGUCACAGCGGUUUUUGUGCACAGAGAUCGUUUUGGCGUAUGCACUUUAUGUAUUUUGUCUUGUUGUUGAGCUGCGGCCUUUUUGUUUUUCUCCUUUUUGGAAUCUUUUCUCUGCUUCCACUUUUUUGUCUGUGAAGAAACAGAAAAAAAAAAUCGAGACACUGUUGUCACCCAGUUAAGGACAGGUUUCCUCCCACUUUUGUGCCAGUGAAGAAAAGAGUAAACCUAGACCCUGUUGUUACCCGGUUAAGGACAGUGGAGCCAUCUCUGUUUGCCAAAGCGUCCCAGUGCAGUACUUUUUCUUUUGCCUUGUAUUUGAGGUUUCUGCUUAUAUAUUCUCUCUGUUGCACUUCCUGACUGCUCCCUGCUUGGCAAGGAAGGUAUGUGAACACCAGAGAAUGCAGUUAUUUAUUUUGCUGGAUUGUGACCUGAUGCUUUUCAUUUCCUCUCUUUAUUUCGCACUGUAAAUUCUGUAUUAUAUACUCAAAAUAAA
Dermacentor silvarum is the source of this 1055-nucleotide messenger RNA. Its product is annotated as gamma-aminobutyric acid receptor-associated protein. The record is from RefSeq and is a predicted model, not a curated record. Bases 115 to 468 code for a protein of 117 amino acids. Gene Ontology annotation, molecular function: ubiquitin protein ligase binding; GABA receptor binding. Lineage: Eukaryota; Metazoa; Arthropoda; Arachnida; Ixodida; Ixodidae. Gene Ontology annotation, biological process: autophagosome assembly; autophagy of mitochondrion; macroautophagy. Gene Ontology annotation, cellular component: cytosol; autophagosome membrane; autophagosome. The transcript is spliced from 3 exons.